Microtus oregoni (creeping vole) is the source of this 2055-nucleotide messenger RNA. It is a transcript of the gene Bag2, whose product is annotated as BAG cochaperone 2. The record is from RefSeq and is a predicted model, not a curated record. Lineage: Eukaryota; Metazoa; Chordata; Mammalia; Rodentia; Cricetidae. Gene Ontology annotation, molecular function: adenyl-nucleotide exchange factor activity; protein-folding chaperone binding. Gene Ontology annotation, biological process: protein stabilization. The transcript is spliced from 3 exons. Bases 224 to 856 code for a protein of 210 amino acids.
AAACAGCAAAAGCCACCGGCGAGCAAGCAGCCGGGUGGGAGACUGGGACGGGCUCCGGGACAGGGUCCUCCCCACCCGCGUGCCGGCAGCUGCGCCCGCGCCUGCCCUUGUUUGGCCGCGCGGCCUCGGGGGGCGGUGCCGUCCGCGUCAGCGGCGCCCUCGGUGACGGCGACGUGCGGCCCGCGCCACUGCUGCCCGCGGACGCCGCGGACCCCCGGAGCUCAUGGCCCAGGCGAAGAUCAGCGCCAAGGCCCACGAGGGUCGCUUCUGUCGCUCCUCGUCCAUGGCCGAUCGUUCCAGCCGCCUGCUGGAGAGCCUGGACCAGCUGGAGCUCAGGGUUGAAGCUUUGAGAGACGCGGCUACUGCUGUUGAGCAAGAGAAAGAAAUUCUUCUGGAGAUGAUCCACAGCAUCCAGAACAGCCAGGACAUGAGGCAGAUUAGUGACGGAGAAAGAGAGGAGCUGAAUCUGACUGCAAACCGCCUGAUGGGACGGACCCUCACUGUCGAGGUCUCGGUGGAGACAAUUCGGAACCCCCAGCAGGAGGAAUCCUUGAAGCAUGCCACGAAGAUUAUAGAUGAGGUGGUGAAUAAGUUCCUGGACGACCUGGGAAACGCCAAGAGUCACUUAAUGUCACUCUACAGUGCCUGCUCAUCUGAGGUGCCACCUGGUCCAGUUGACCAAAAAUUUCAAUCGAUUGUAAUUGGUUGCGCCCUUGAAGAUCAGAAGAAAAUUAAGCGGCGUCUGGAGACUCUGCUGAGGAACAUUGACAACUCCGACAAGGCCAUUAAACUGUUAGAGCACUCGAAAGGAGCCGGUCCCAAGACUCUGCAAAACGCCGAUGGCAAAGUUAAUUAGUCUACAAACCCAUAGGCCCUUUACCAAGGCUGUAAAAAAGGAAAAAAAACCACUAUUUUAAAUAACUAGUUCUUUAUGUUAGGCAUAACCACUUAUACCUCAUACUGAUGAUUGUUUCAGAUGAGGGAGUAGCCCAGUGUCAAUAGACACACAAAUAACCCUUAAAACUAGACGUAUUUCAGUCUCUGACUCAGAAGCUUUGGACAGAAUUCCUGUCUUGAACUGGACUUUAGGGUUGUAUAUUUUAUUUCUGAAGAUGCACACAUAGUACUUGGGAAAAUAAAUAAAAGGGAAACGCAUCACUACUCUUUCCUUGACUUUAGUAUAGACACACCCAGCCUCUGGAGCAGUGUGCUCACACUAGUGUGAACAGAGCCCCCAGCCUCUGGAGUGAUGUGCUCAUACCAUAGUGUGAACAGAGCACCCAGCCUCUGGAGCGGUGUGCUCAUACCAUAGUGUGAACAGAGCACCCAGCCCCUGGAGCAGUGUGCUCACACUAGUGUGAACAGAGCACCCAGCCUCUGCAGCAGUGUGCUCACACUAGUGUGAACAGAGCCCCCAGCCUCUGGAGCAGUGUGCUCACACUAGUGUGAACAGAGCACCCAGCCUCUGGAGUGAUGUGCUCACACUAGUGUGAACAGAGCCCCCAGCCUCUGGAGCAGUGUGCUCACACCACAGUGUGAACAGAGCACCCAGCCCCUGAAGCAGUGUGGUCACAUCACACAGUGUGCCUAGAAAGAUAAAAGGAAACACAUCAGAACCUCACCCUGCAUAUUCUCAAUAUUUGAGCCAUCUGUUUUCUGCAUCUCAUCACAUAUCUUAUGUGUGUGGAGGCAUGACAUAAAAUGUAAGGAAACCACUUUACCAUGAUGACAGUCCAUAUCCACCAGGCAGUGGCCUGUCUCCACUGAGGGUGAGAAUGGGCCGCCCUGAAGUCACUGCGUUUGCAGUGGGAGUGAGCCAGCUACUGACCCAGCCCCUUUUCUGUGGUCAUGUGGGUGGUUUCAGCUUGUUGCUAUGACGACAGCACAUUUAUGUCCUUAGAGCUUUAUUCUGUUCUUGGUCUUCUUUGUAUAAAAUUCCACUAAUGGGUCCAUUGAGUCAAAAGAUAGAUACAUUUUCAUGGCCUAAAAACGUAUUUCUAAAUUUUUAUAAGUUUUAUCAGUUUGUACUGCCUUCAGUAAUUAAAAGAAUCCAUG